This is a messenger RNA of Uloborus diversus, 792 nucleotides long. RefSeq lists its product as uncharacterized. The coding region runs from base 1 to 792 and encodes 263 amino acids. The transcript is spliced from 3 exons. Lineage: Eukaryota; Metazoa; Arthropoda; Arachnida; Araneae; Uloboridae. The record is from RefSeq and is a predicted model, not a curated record.
AUGGAAAAUCUCCUAAAUGAUAUUACUUUGUACGUGUCUGAAAUGCAAAAUAAUCUUCAGCAACAUCUUUCAAAACUGCCAGAAUCCUGUACAGAAAGUGAUGAUUCGGAAGAGGAAGUAAGAGUAUCAAAGUCUUCAGCUGAAGAUUUCAAGUUGAAGAUGAAUCGACUCUUGUUAGCAACGUUUAUUAUUUUUCCCUUUAUGGCUGUCAAUUGCACAAUUAUUGCCACUGCUGGUUAUAUUGCAUCAAGCCCCCUGGUUCGAAACUAUCUGAUAAACACAGGUCUAAGCUCCAAAAUUCGGCAAAAUGCAGAUUCGCUUUAUGACAUAAGCGGCCUUCGGCAAGCAAGUGACCAAGGUACUGACGUUAGGAAGGCAUUAAUGAAUGAUCAAGAACUCGUAGAAAUAAAGGCUCGAGCAGCGUCUCUACAAAAGCGACGAGGAGACUUUCCAAAAAAUGGGUCACGAAGCCAACAAGAGGAUCGAAACUAUUCUGAAAAAUUGUUCGGAGUGUUAAAUCAAAUGGAUAAAAAUACGUGCAUUUCACGUCUUCUCUGCGAGAUUGGUGCCAACUCCAGGUCUUAUGGGGAAAUUGGAUUAAAGAUACAUCACUACAUACAGUCCGUUCCUCCGGUGACAUGGAAUAGUGCAACGCACCCCUACGUGGAAUCUUUCCAAGCUGGUCUGAAAGAUGGGAAGUCUAUAUGCGACAAUCACUAUUUUGCUUGUCAUUAUAAUCUAAACAAAGUUAUAGAAUUUGUAUGGUACUUUAUGAAUCCUAAACAUAGAUAA